Messenger RNA from Mus pahari (shrew mouse), 6397 nucleotides. RefSeq names its product zinc finger protein 609 (gene Znf609). Gene Ontology annotation, biological process: regulation of transcription by RNA polymerase II. The transcript is spliced from 10 exons. Bases 222 to 4460 code for a protein of 1412 amino acids. The record is from RefSeq and is a predicted model, not a curated record. Lineage: Eukaryota; Metazoa; Chordata; Mammalia; Rodentia; Muridae. Gene Ontology annotation, cellular component: nucleus.
GCCCAGAUGGCGGCCCGGGACGCGUAGCAGUGGUGGCUCUGCGGCCCGGGGCCCCGGGCGGGCGGAGGUGGCGGCUCCCGGGACCGGCCGCGCGCAAUGAUGUUGUCCACUGGACAUGUUCUGACCAAGGAGGCAGGUCUGAGAACGUAGCUGAAGCUGAAAAUAGGAAAGCUGGGGGCAAGGAAGAGCCUUGAAUCUUGAGGUGGGACGUUGACUCUAAGAUGUCCUUGAGCAGUGGAGCCUGCGGAGGGAAAGGAGUGGAUGCAAACCCGGUUGAGACAUACGACAGUGGGGAUGAAUGGGACAUUGGAGUAGGGAAUCUCAUCAUCGACCUGGACGCCGAUCUGGAAAAGGACCAGCAGAAACUGGAAAUGUCAGGCUCCAAGGAGGUGGGGAUACCAGCUCCCAAUGCUGUGGCCACACUACCAGACAACAUCAAGUUUGUCACCCCAGUGCCAGGUCCUCAAGGGAAGGAAGGCAAAUCAAAAUCCAAAAGGAGUAAGAGUGGCAAAGACACUAGCAAGCCCACUCCAGGGACUUCCUUGUUCUCUCCAAGUGAGGGAGCAGCCAGCAAGAAAGAGGUGCAGGGUCGCACAGGAGACGGUACCAGUGCGGGAGGUCUGGUUGCUGCUGUUGCUCCAAAGGGCUCAGAGAAGGCUGCUAAGGCAUCACGCAGUGUAGCUGGCUCCAAAAAGGAAAAGGAGAACAGCUCUUCUAAGGGCAAGAAGGAGAGAAGUGAAGGCGUGGGGACUUGUUCGGAAAAGGAUCCUGGGGUCCUCCAGCCAGUUCCCUUGGGAGGACGGGGUAGUCAGUAUGAUGGAAGUGCAGGGAUGGACACAGGAACCGUGGAGCCGCUUGGGAGUAUAGCUAUUGAACCUGGGGCAGCGCUCAAUCCUUUGGGAACUAAGCCGGAGCCAGAGGAAGGGGAGAAUGAGUGCCGGCCACUAAAGAAAGUCAAGUCUGAAAAGAUGGAGUCCCCAGUCUCCACGCCAGCGGUGCUGCCACUGCACCUGUUAGUGCCAGUGGUCAAUAAUGACAUCUCAUCUCCCUGUGAGCAGAUCAUGGUCCGUACCCGAUCAGUUGGUGUCAACACAUGCGAUGUGGCUCUAGCCACAGAGCCUGAGUGCUUAGGCCCCUGUGAGCCUGGAACCAGCGUCAACCUUGAAGGCAUCGUGUGGCAGGAAACAGAAGAUGGGAUGUUGGUGGUGAAUGUGACAUGGAGAAACAAGACAUAUGUAGGUACACUUCUUGACUGCACAAGGCAUGAUUGGGCACCCCCAAGGUUCUGUGACUCUCCCACCAGUGACUUGGAAAUGCGUAACGGUCGAGGAAGAGGCAAGCGCAUGCGUCCCAACAGUAACCCGCCUGUCAGUGAGACAGCCACAGCUUCUGACAGCAAAGGGACCAGCAGCAGCAGCAGCAAGACACGAGCAGGAGCCAAUAGCAAAGGCCGUCGGGGUAGCCAAAACUCCUCAGAGCAUCGCCCUCCUGCCAGCAGCACCUCUGAGGAUGUCAAAGCCAGCCCCUCCUCAGCCAAUAAGCGGAAGAGCAAACCUCUUUCAGACAUGGAGCUGAAUUCCAGCUCAGAGGACUCCAAAGGGAGCAAGCGUGUCCGCACAAAUUCCAUGGGCUCAGCCACUGGGCCCCUCCCCGGAACCAAGGUAGAACCCACUCUUAUGGACAGAAAUUGUCCCUCCCCAGUCCUGAUUGACUGUCCCCACCCAAACUGCAACAAAAAAUACAAGCACAUCAAUGGGCUUAAGUACCACCAAGCUCACGCCCACACAGAUGACGACAGCAAACCAGAAGCUGAUGGAGACAGUGAGUAUGGAGAAGAGCCCACCCUUCAUGCUGACCUCAGCUGCAACGGUGCACCUGUCCCACAGAAGGGAUCCUUGUCCCCUGCCCGCUCAGCUACCCCCAAAGUUCGGCUUGUUGAGCCUCACAGCCCUUCCCCUUCAAGCAAAUUCAGCACAAAAGGCCUCUGUAAGAAAAAACUGAGUGGGGAGGGAGACGCAGACCCUGGAGCCUUAUCCAAUGAUGGCUCUGAUGACGGGCCCUCGGUAAUGGAUGAAACAAGCAAUGAUGCCUUCGACUCUUUGGAAAGGAAGUGUAUGGAAAAGGAAAAGUGUAAAAAGCCCUCAAGUCUGAAAUCUGAAAAGAUUCCAUCCAAGAGCUUAAAAUCAGCCCGCCCCAUUGCCCCUGCCCUCCCCCCACAACAGAUCUACACUUUCCAGACAGCCACCUUCACGGCAGCAAGCCCAGGGUCCUCCUCAGGCUUGACCACUACUGUGGUCCAAGCAAUGCCCAACAGUCCCCAGCUCAAGCCCAUUCAGCCCAAACCCACUGUUAUGGGAGAGCCUUUCACAGUCAGCCCUGCCCUGACCCCUGCCAAGGACAAGAAAAAGAAAGACAAAAAAAAGAAGGACUCAUCAAAGGAACUUGAAAGUCCUCUGACGCCUGGGAAGGUAUGCCGAGCAGAAGAAGGUAAGAGCCCAUUCAGAGACGCAGCAGGAGAUGCAAUCAAAGUGGAGAGCCUUCUGAACGGCCCCUCAGAGUCCCACCAAAGCCGGUUAGCUAGCAUCAAGGCUGAGGCUGAUAAGAUUUACAGUUUCACUGACAAUGCCCCCAGCCCUUCCAUUGGAAGCAGCAGCCGCCUAGAUAGUGCUACCCCGACCCAACCCCUAACCCCCCUCCAUGUAGUGACCCAGAAUGGAGCUGAAGCCAGCUCAGUCAAGACCAACAGCCCUGCCUACUCUGAUAUCUCUGACGCUGGGGAGGACGGGGAGGGCAAGGUGGGCAGUGCCAAGUCGGGGGACCCUGAGCAGCUGGUUAAAGAAGGGGCUAAGAAAGCACUGUUCCCCCCUCAGCCGCAGAGCAAAGACUCACCAUAUUACCAAGGCUUCGAGAGUUACUACUCUCCAGGCUAUGCACAGUCCAGCCCAGGCGCUCUCACCUCAAGCAGCCAGGCAGGAAUAGAGGGCCAGCCCCUAAAGACAAAAAAGGAUGAGGAGCCUGAGAGCAUAGAAGGGAAAGUAAAGAAUGACGUCUGUGAGGAGAAGAAGCCAGAGCUGAGCAACUCCAGUCAGCAGCCCUCCGUCAUCCAGCAGCGGCCCAACAUGUACAUGCAGUCCCUGUACUACAACCAGUAUGCCUACGUGCCUCCUUACGGCUACAGUGACCAGAGUUACCACAGCCACCUCCUGAGUACCAACACUGCUUAUCGGCAGCAGUACGAAGAACAGCAGAAGCGGCAGAGCCUGGAGCAGCAGCAGCAGCGGGGACUGGACAAGAAGACAGAGAUGGGCCUGAAAGAACGGGAGACAUCGCUCAAGGAAGAGUGGAAGCAAAAGCCCUCAAUUCCACCAACUCUCACCAAGGCUCCCAGCCUGACAGACCUGGUGAAGUCAGGGCCCGGCAAGGCCAAGGAGCCCGGGACGGAUCCCGCCAAGUCUGUCAUCAUCCCCAAGUUAGAUGACUCAUCAAAACUCCCCAGCCAGACCCCUGAAGGCCUUAAAGGGAAGCUGAGUGAGGCCAGCCACCUAGGCAAGGAGGCGUCUGAGGCUAAGACGGGCACUGAGUGUGGCCGACAGGCAGAGGUGGAUCCAAUACUCUGGUACCGACAGGAGACAGAGCCUCGGAUGUGGACAUACGUUUAUCCUGCCAAGUACGCAGACAUCAAGUCAGAGGACGAUCGAUGGAAAGAGGAACGCGACCGAAAAUUAAAGGAGGACAGGGGCCGGAGUAAGGACUCUGUUCCCAAGGAAGACGGGAAGGAAAGCACAAGCAGUGACUGCAAGCUACCCCCAGCUGAGGAAUCCCGCCUCGGGAGCAAGGAGCCCCGGCCAAGUGUCCAUGUGCCUGUGUCCUCUCCGCUCACCCAGCACCAGUCCUACAUCCCCUACAUGCAUGGCUACUCUUACAGCCAGUCAUAUGACCCCAACCACCCCAGCUACCGGGGGAUGCCUGCUGUGAUGAUGCAGAACUACCCAGGUUCCUAUCUGCCUUCCAGCUAUUCUUUCUCCCCGUAUGGCAGCAAGGUCUCAGGUGGCGAGGAUGCUGACAAGGCCCGUGCCAGCCCCAGUGUGAGCUGUAAAGCCAGCUCAGAGUCCAAAGCCCUGGAUAUCUUGCAGCAACAUGCCAGUCACUACAAAAGCAAGUCCCCCACGAUAAGUGAUAAAAAUUCCCAGGAGAGAGAUCGGGGAGGCUGUGGGGUGGUUGGGGGUGGUGGCAGCUGUGGCAGUGUUGGGGGAGCAGGAGGUGCUGACAGGAGUGCCGACCGGCCCCGCACAUCCCCUUCCCAGCGCCUGAUGUCCACACACCACCACCACCACCACUUGGGCUAUUCCUUGCUCCCAGCACAGUACAACCUACCCUAUGCCGCAGGGCUUUCUUCUACAGCCAUUGUUGCCAGCCAGCAAGGCUCAACUCCCUCACUCUACCCACCUCCCCGGAGGUGAGAAUGAACACCAAGUGCCCAGAUGAAGUCAGCUUCAUGGGCCAGACUGGCUCAUUCCAGGUGAUGCUGGAGGUGCCAUUUUACCAUCAGUUACGGUGUUGAUCAUCCUGUUUGCCAUUCCGACCGUGACUGAAGGCAGACCCUUGGCUGCCUCACCUCCACUAGACCCUCCAACCCCCGACCCUCCCUCUUCCUCAGGAGCUGGAGAACUGGUACUUUGCAAAAAUAUUUAUUCUCUCAGCCACAGUUUUGUUGUGGCCAUCUAUGGAGAUGAAGGCCUAGGAGCAACUGAGAGAACACAGCCUCAUCCCAGAGAAAUGACUGCUCUGUUACCUUAGCCCUAUCUACUGCCAGAGCACCACACACCUGGGAGGGACCCAAGCAUGGGAUAAAGUCUGAAGACAGCACAGCAGCCAUACCCCUCACUGUCAUUACCACCAUAAACCAGCUUUCACAUCUCCUCAGUGGUUUGGGCCCUGGGAACGUGGAGAAAUUAGAAUCUCAGGAAAGAAGUAGGGAGCUGUUUCCUCUGUAAUUGCGAAGACAAGGUCUUCAAGUGUGGAGACAUCCCCCUCUGAUGUGAGCACAGAUAAAUGCUCAGAGCCUAACCUGUAAAGGGGAGAGUAAGGCACUUGCCCCACCGGAGUCUUGUGCUCCUGUCAGGUGGAAGACAGGGGUUCUAGCACCAGCACAGGCUCCCUGGGGGUGCUGGGAGGAACUGGAGCAUAAGUGGAGUCUGUGAAACUGAAUCUGCUUCCUCACCAAAAUUCCUGCUGCUUUCCAUCUCCCAACUCCUUGCCCUUUCUUUUUCUUUUUUAACCCCUUGGUGCCUUUUCCCAGGGGGUAUUCCCCAUACUGACCUCACCUCUUCUACUGCUUGGCUCCUACAACUCAGGCAGUAUUAAUAGACUUCCUCCCAGCAUGGGUAACCUUGGAGCCUGCCACAUCACUUUAGAGCAGCAACCAGAAGGCAGGCUGUUCUUGGAGACAUUCAGUUAUCUGAGUAUCCUUCUCAUUUAGGGUCACAAAUGUCUACAUCCCAGUUCAGUUCACUCUGUAACUCCAUAUGUGCCAAUAUGAGGAGUGUCUUUGUAACACAUUUAUGUUUUAGGGGCCACUGGCCAAAAGGGAGAUGAUUGCUCCUUAGCCCCUAAAACAGCAUAUCCAAGCAUUAUAUGCCCAAGUUGGAGUGGACACAAUGGCUAAGGCUUUGAGGUGGCAGGCAUCUCUCUGAACCUGAGCUACAAAGUCAUGUUAGGGAAGAUGACCUAGCUUGGUUGGAGUCGUGUCCUCCCAGCAUGUGGGUGGUUUUGUAGUUCUCUGCUAUUGCAGGGUAUCAUCCCUUUGUAACCCUCUCCUCCUGUCUUUGCCCUUUGGACUGCAAGAGAGAGAGAAAGAUGCACAGAUACCAGCUUAGGCUAAUCGGGAGCCUGUAACAGGCAUGUCAAAAGUGACAGUUUGAGAGCAGGAAGGCUCUAACUUCUUUCGGAAAGUGGGGUGGUGGGAGACAUUAAGCACAAAGCCCAAGACCCCAUGAACCUCCCUGUAUAUAAUCAGGCUUUGCUAGUUGGCACCUCUGACCUCCAAACCUUUCCUGUUUCCAAGUCCUUGUUUUUGUUUGAGUUGGGUUCUGGGCACUUGGGAAAAUCCUUUUGUCUAAACAGCCUCCUCGCCACCAUUGCCCCCUCUGCCAUAUGCUGCCCCAGCAGGAGUCUGGGCAGUGUCCCCCUUUCAUUCGUGGAGGUAGAUGUUGGAGACAACAUCUUACCUAACCCAUUACCCUUACUAAGAAAGUGACUGUCGCCUAAUUAUGCUUCUCCCCACAAGACUCUAGUGAGUAGAGCCAUGCUCCCAUCUGUUCCUGUUUUUUUAAAUAUUGUGUUUUGUAUGUAUCUGUGGCACUGGUUUGCAGUCUGCUUUGUACAUAUUGUAAAAAAA